Molecule: messenger RNA, 1024 nt
Organism: Punica granatum (pomegranate)
Lineage: Eukaryota; Viridiplantae; Streptophyta; Magnoliopsida; Myrtales; Lythraceae
Source: RefSeq, a predicted model, not a curated record
ACAGUCUUUCGUUGUCGGGUCCUGCUGUGAGUAUCUUCCUUCCUUCUCCUUCUCCUCCUCGUCCUCGUCCUGGCAGUCGCCAUUGAUAUUCUGAGCUGAUACAGAAGAAACACAGAAUCUCAUCUCAUCUCCCUCUCUCGAGUGUCGACCGAUUGGUGGAAGUAAAUGGGGAAGAACUCAAAACCAAAGGAGUCAGCCAAGGGAAAGGGAAAGCAAGCUGCUGGUGGCAGCGAUGAAUCUUCAAAGGGGAAAGGGAAGUCGGGGAAGUCAGACGGCCUUGGCACUUGCACUUAUGUCAAAGCGAGGCACAUAUUGUGCGAAAAGCAAGGCCAAAUCAAUGAAGCAUACAAGAAGCUGCAGGAUGGUUGGCUUGGCAAUGGAGAUAAGGUUCCUCCAGCUGAAUUCGCAAAGUUGGCUGCAGAAUACUCGGAGUGCCCAUCUGGGAAGAAGGGCGGUGACCUAGGAUGGUUCCCUCGAGGAAAAAUGGCAGGUCCAUUUCAGGAAGUUGCAUUCAACACUCUGAUUGGAGCUACCAGUGCUCCCUUUAAAUCCACAGCAUGUUGAUCAAGUGGAGAGACCAUGAACAUCUUUCCAAGGUGUUCAUUCAUAGAUGCUGGCAGGGAUGAACUCUUGAAUUUGUUUCUAUAGAUGCUGCUCUUUUUCGUCAUGCAAUAGUUGAUCUUUUGAUAGUUGCAUUGACAAUGCGUAAAGGUGGUGCAUGACUUAAGCUGUGGCUUUAUUGUAUGUACUCGAUUGACUUUAAACUCGAAUCUGCUGCAGGCAUGGGUACCACAUCAUCCUGUGCGAAGGGAGAAAGAAUUAAUCAGACCUUCAUGCAUCUGCAUCUUAGUUGAAACAUGGACCUGAGAAAGGGAGAGCUGUAAUAUGGAUUCCAAUGUUUUAUUUGGACAAGAUAUGUUUCAAUCGCAAUGGCUUGCUUUUUGUACUUUAACAAUUAACAUGUAUAUUUCGGGUUGGUGCCCGUUUAUGGAAUCUAUCCUCCACAUAAACUGUGGUUUAACCA